Molecule: messenger RNA, 1448 nt
Organism: Symbiodinium sp. CCMP2456
Lineage: Eukaryota; Dinophyceae; Suessiales; Symbiodiniaceae
Source: the annotation of a GenBank genome assembly
GUGCUGACAUCAAGCAGGGGGAUUUCUGCCUCUACAGCAAGGCCCCCGGUGGAGGCGAGGCUUCCUUCUGUGUACUGGCGCAGACGACGCAGCCGGACCUGGCUGUGGAGAUUCCCUGCCCGUCGGGCUUGUCCUGUUUGGGGAAGGAAGCGCAACCUCGCGUCUGCCCCAAGGGCUACUUCUGCCCAGCCGGCACUGGACACACCAUGAGCUGCCCGGAGGGCGACUUCUGUCCCUCUGCGGCCAUCAACAUCUCCUGCGACCCGAAGGUGAGCGGCUCAUUCCUGGAUGGUGCGCGAUGCGCUCCCGACCGAGUUGGCCGGGAUUCCCUGCCACAGCCUUGUGAAGCGGGCACAUACUGUGUUGCCGGUGUGGCCAGGCAAUGCCCCAGAGGGCAUUACUGCCCCACGGGUGUGUCGGCACCCGUUCCCUGUGUGCGGACGGAAUUCUGCCCCCCAGGCUCUCGAAUGCCUGGCCGGUCGAUUCGUGCCGCUGUGGAGGUGCUGGUGAUUCUGGGCUCUUGCGCGUGCCUCCUGUCCUCUUUGGACUGGUGGUGCCUGACGGCCGAACUCUGGUGGCUGCGGUUUUUGAUGGCUUUAGCCCUCCUGGGGGGACUCUGGCUCUACGAGUUCUUUCGACCGCACCGGGUUCUGCAACCCGUCCUCUUCCUCACCUACGCCGCUGCCCUGGUCAUCUGGGGCGUGGCCGUGACGCCGCGACUGCACGCUGCCUGUGGGAAGCAGGAUCUCUGGAUCUUCGAGCAGGUCUGCCUAACGUUGGCUGCUGCAGGCUGUGGUCUGUUGAUCGGAGAUGUGGCUGCAGCCUGCUACUUGGCGAUCCUCAUCCCCUUCAUGUCCGUCGCCUAUCAUUUCUUUGGCGGGAGCCUCUCGAGUUUGCACCAGAACUCGAAGCUUUUGCUUCUCUUGGCGGCCUAUGCCGUCACGCUGGGCACGAUUAUGGCCCUCGGCUACUGGGAAAGAGCUCUGGCGUAUGGCCUCCUCUGCCUGCUCUGGAUCGCUUGGGCCGCCAUCUGCUGUCUUUACGACCGAGGCUGCUCGAGGGGCCAGGUGGAAGAUACCGUCCGCGAGGUGACGAUCGCUUUGGUCCCUCCUGCCGUGAGCCCAUCCUACGAUCCCUCGUCGGUAGACCACGCCGAGCUCGGCGAGCUUCGGAGCGGCAGCUCGAGCUACGGCAUCAGCUUCAGCCUCCAGGGCGUGUCGCUGCUGCUGCCGAAUGGCCAGGUGAUCUUAAGUGACAUUAGCCUCGACAUUCCCGCCGGAUGCACUGUGGCCGUGAUGGGGCCCAGAUAUUUUGUGCUGCGGAGAGGGGUGUGGGAAGAUCGGGUUUGGGGGGCCAUCCCGCUGGCCGACUGGUGUCUCAGCGUCGAAGGGUCGUGUGCCCAGCGCCCAAGUGAUCGCAGAGUCGCAGUUCGCAGUGGCAAGAAGUGA